AUGUGCGACUUUGAAGAGUACAUCUUUACCUGCGGGCACAACGCCCUCAACCUCAAGGCGUACUGCCACCAGUCGCGCAACCACCCUCGCCACGAGUGCAACAACGUCAAGCGCCUGCGAAACAGCUGGUUCCAGGACCGCCAAUGCAACGUCUGCGCCCGGGCCGAGAACGGCGCCAAUGCGAGCCCUGGGAACGGCGGCGGGGGCGGCGCGCCGGGGCCCGGCAGUCAUCGCAAGGACCCUCGUGGCCCGUUCGUCCGCGAGGCGGGCGAGUACCAUUGGCAAUGA
Messenger RNA from Cordyceps fumosorosea ARSEF 2679, 288 nucleotides. RefSeq lists its product as hypothetical. The record is from RefSeq and is a predicted model, not a curated record. The coding region runs from base 1 to 288 and encodes 95 amino acids. The transcript has a single exon. Lineage: Eukaryota; Fungi; Ascomycota; Sordariomycetes; Hypocreales; Cordycipitaceae.